Trichophyton benhamiae CBS 112371 is the source of this 1788-nucleotide messenger RNA. RefSeq lists its product as uncharacterized. Bases 1 to 1788 code for a protein of 595 amino acids. The transcript is spliced from 4 exons. Lineage: Eukaryota; Fungi; Ascomycota; Eurotiomycetes; Onygenales; Arthrodermataceae. The record is from RefSeq and is a predicted model, not a curated record.
AUGGAAGGAAGAGGCUCAUAUCAGACUUCAUCAGAUCCUCCAGAGCUACGAACCCCUAGGCCUGCCUUGGUCCGUCUCCCUAGGUCAUCAAGCUACGCGUUCUGUCAGGGUGACCUUACUGCUCCGGAACUUCCAAGCUUUGGCUGCCUCAGACAAGCCAGAAACACAGGCGAAAAGAGAUUCCCGGCCCCUGCUGUUUUCCCGCCAGUGAGUGAAACAGAAGUCCGGCCAGUUGUCUAUCCUAUUGCUAGCUCUAAAGGCAGAGUUCAGGAGGAAGACCUAUCUGUGGUUCCUAAUCUUGAGCCUAAAUAUCCCCCUACUCCAGCCAGGCCAGCAGAAGCAAAGGACUUCAGCCCAUCCUUUGGUUGUCCUUGUAUGUUGAAACAUCCCCGUAGGGUUUCUUUAUGCAAAUCCAUGAGGCUUCCCUUUGACUUAUGUACAUAUAUUGAUUGCCCUUCCAGCCACUUUGACAAUCCAAAAGCGCCGUCUGCCAGAUCUCUCCCAUUCUCAAGCACCUGUAUUUCCACAGUGGCCUUUGCAUGGGACAAGACCGAGAGGAGAUAUAGGGAGGUGUCGAGAGAGCGGCCAGCCAUCCUUACCAAGCUCAUGGACCAGUUCAAUGUGAGAGACUGGUCGAGGUCAGAAACCCAUCCAGGAGCGACAAAUGACAAGGAUCGGAGCGGCGGUAGAACAACUAUCCAGUGUUCUGCACCCAGUUCCCCUCAGCAAACUCACAGUGAAGUGAAUAUUUAUUAUCCUAGGCUGAAGGAUAGUGAAUCAAGCUGUGUCCCACCCAAAUCUGCACCUCUCGUUCAGCCAGACGCUUAUAGUAUGCAAAAGCUAUAUCAAGCGCUGCCGGUUCCAACAGAACGAGAAAGUCAACCAGGUCUGCGGAAGGUAUCAUCGGCCCCCGAUUUCUCGGUGUUGGAGAUGAAUACUAACGGGGUAUCUGGGCGCAUGAACUGCGAUGUCCGUCGCAAGUCAAAUACCGACGGCAUUGUCUUGGGUGAGCCACUACUUACAGCCACCCAACGGGGCCCUCAUUCAACAUGUGGGAGUCCCGAGCAUGUUCAGGCGCCCGUUAUUCCUAGUAUCCAUGGGACAUGUGGAGGGACAGUGGCGGCAGUGUUGCCAGCAAUGAUGCCAACUGAGCCUGCAGCAAAUCGCUCUCACGAUGGUGAUGUGAUCAAUGCCCGUUUCGAACAGAUCUCGAUGGUACAAGUAGCCAACACCGAUGCCAUCUUGAGAAGCCUUCAGAGGCUAACGAACGAAAUCAGGGCGCUGCAAGUGGAGACAAGAGCAAAUACAAAUCAUAUCCAUCAGCUCAAUGGUAGAGUUGCUGCCCUCGAAGCGAGGUUAGGUGGCCAAUUACAGUACUAUGGGGGCUUGCCUUUGGCAGGUUAUCAAGGGCCUGCCAAUAUGCUGCGCAGUAACUCUAGCGGCAGCCAGCCCCCAGCCAAGCACCUACACCAUCGCGGCAGCAAGCCCCAUAGCAGCGGACCUGUUCGCGAUGUCCAGCAUGGUGGUCCAAAUCGACGACGUGCUCCCAGUCAACAACAGCACGCCGGAUAUUCACCACAUCUAGACAUGACGCCGAACCCGCUACAUUCUCCUACUGAACCGCAGACAGCUAUGUUACCCUCCCAAGGCUCCCAGGUGGUGCCGCGAAACCGACAAUCCAGUCGACAACGUGUUUCUUCGCGGCGAGAUGCAAGCUUCAACAAUGGCGGAUGGAGCGGAACUUCAAACUGGUACCGAAAGGCCUAUGCGGACGGGAAGGGAAAUUGA